GAAGCAAAGAAGAAAUCUCGCGAGAUUUAGCGGCUUCAGCUCAGACAGUCUCGCACACAGUGGUGUGUAUUACGCUGUCAAAACGCGUUUAAAAGUAACUUCAGAUAUAGAAGCUGUUUGUAAGUGACAGAAACAGUAAACAUGUAAGGGCUAACAUCACACUACUGUCGCUACCGCUAAAUAAGUCUGACUUUUUCAGAGAUACAGCGGGUAUGCUAGCCGGUCGCUAGCCGAAUGCUACCGUUAACCUCGCCUGGGACAACGUGAUCAUUGAUUCUGUUUAUUAGAUUGCUGUUAAAAAUGAAGUGUCACUAUGAAGUGUUGGGUGUGAAACGUGACGCGGGAGACGAUGAUUUGAAGAAAGCUUAUCGUAAAUUGGCCUUGAAGUGGCAUCCUGAUAAAAACUUGGACAAUGCAGAGGAAGCAGCAGAGCAGUUCAAGUUGAUUCAGGCAGCUUAUGACGUCCUGAGUGACCCACAGGAGAGAGCUUGGUAUGACAAUCAUAGGGAGGCUUUGCUGAAAGGAGGGCUCAGUGGGGAUUAUGAAGACGACAGCAUUGACCUGCUGCAGUACUUCACGGUCACAUGUUACUCUGGCUACGGAGAUGACGAGAAGGGCUUUUACACCGUUUACAGGAAUCUUUUUGAGUCCAUUGUUAAGGAGGAGAUGGAACACAGCAAGGUGGAAGAUGAGGAAGAGGAAGAGGAGUUUCCUCCCUUUGGGGACUCGCAGAGUGAUUACGAUACCGUAGUGCAUGUGUUUUAUGGCUACUGGCAGAGCUUCUGCACUCGCAAAAACUUUGCUUGGAAGGAGGAGUACGAUACGAGGCAGGCCUCCAACCGCUGGGAGAAGAGGGCCAUGGAGAAGGAGAACAAAAAGACUCGAGAAAAAGCUCGAAAGGAGCGCAAUGAUCUGGUGCGACAGCUGGUGGCCUUUGUGCGUAAGCGCGACCGCCGCGUGCAGGCACACAGGAAGCUGGUGGAGGAGCAGAACGCCGAGAAGAUUAAGAAAGUGGAGGAGCUGAGACGGCAGCAGAAGCUCAAACAGGCCAAACUGGCAGAGGAGUAUAAGGAGCAGAGCUGGGCGGCCAUGUCUGAACUCGAGAAGGAGCUGCAGCAGAUAGAAGCUCAGUACGGAAAAGAGUUUGGAGAUGCAUCUGAAAGUGAGGAAGAGGAGCUGGAGAAGAACAGCGAAGAGGGCGGAGAGGCCGAGCAGCCGGAUGGAGACGAGCUGACGAUUGAUGAUUACGAUGAUCUGUACUGCCCAGCGUGCGACAAAUCCUUUAAGUCAGAUAAAGCCAUGAAAAACCACGAGAAGUCUAAAAAGCAUCGGGAAAUGGUGGCUUUGCUAAGGCAGCAGCUGGAGGAGGAAGAUGAUGCACUUGGUUUGAAUCUGGAGGGAAGUGAGAAUGAAAAUGAGGAGGAAGAGGAGGAAGAGGAAAAACCAAGGCAAAAGCUGUCCAAAAAACAGAAGCGGAAAAGAAAACAGCAGAAAGCGGCCCCACAAAGUGCUCCAGGGGAGGAAGAUGAGGAAGAACCAACACUGACCACCUGUGAGGAAGAUGCCUCCAAGAAGUCAGCAGCAGACUCCACGGAGCCUGAGAAGCAGGAUGAUCUACCUCCCACAGAGGUCAAGAGCACUGGGAAGACGAAGGGAAAGAAGGGAGGAGGAAAAGACAAACCAAAGAAUGUCAAACAGCACACAGGAGAACAGUUUCCUGAGAAGGAAGUGAACCUCCGCUGUGUCACUUGCAAUAAUGAGUUCUCCACAAGAAACAAGCUGUUUGACCAUCUGAAGUCCAGCGGCCACGCUACAGCCCUCUCUGGAAAUACUCCUCAGAGCUCCAUGAGCAAGAGCAAGAAAGACAAGAAGAAGAACAGAUAACACAUCCUGACCGGGACUUAUGAACUUGAAAGAGCUUCACUCAGCAGGGACACUUAAAGGCUUAAAAAACAAAACAAACAAACCUCUAAAGGGGUCUAAAGUGGACAGCACUGGCUGACUCGUAGCUUUUUGUUUUUUUUAAUUACACUAUAAUGUUCAGUAAUACAGUUGUGUCAAAAAGUGAAUCGUCCAGAAUGGAAUGAUCAAACCUUUCCGAGCAGCCUUUCAUAACUUAUGACAGUCUUCAUACUGAAACCAGUGGAGAAAAAGAGUUUUUGAUGUGUAUGUGAUACUUCUAUCUCCAAUAUUAAAUCUGUACAUCUCCAGGAAACCUCUGUCCUUGUUUGUCUAUAGUGGUAUUACUAAUAAAGAUGAUGCUUCAGAUUGGUAUACCACCCUGAAAUCAUUACCUCGGCCAAGGUGGUUAUGUUUUUGCUAGUGUGUCUGUUAAAAUUUGGCUUACAUCCACCAAAGUCUUCAAGGCCAACUUUUGACAAAAAGCCUUCUAACUCAGAAAUAAUGACUCUUAUAGAUGUUAAAUGCAGAACAUACCAUAUAUACCAUUUAAAAUAUCAUGGUGCAUUUGACCUCUAAAUCUUCCUUCAAGGGCAAAAUGAUGAUGAUGCUAAUGCACAUACCUGGUCAUACAUGUGAUGCAGAAGAUCAUCAGUUCAGGCCACUACCUCCAUUGCUCCAUGGUCCAGUUCUUAUGUUCCUGUGUCCAUUGUUGGUGCUUUUGAUGAUGGACAGUGGUCAGAAGGGCACAUGACCAGUCUGCACAUAUGCAGUCCCAUACACAGCAAACUAUGAUGCACUUGUAUCUGUCAGAACCUACAUGAACUUUUUUGGCAGUUUGAGCUAUGUUAACCCAUCUGUAGAAUCGGCUCAUACAAGGCCAGCCUUUGUUCCCUGCAUGCAUCAGUGAGCUGGGCCACCUGCGACCCUGUCGUUGGUUCAUCACUGUUUCUACCUUGGACCACUUUUGAUAGAUACUGAUCAGUGCAAAAAUGGUCUGACCCAGUCGCCAUCACAAUUUGGCUCCUGUCAAACUCACUCAAAUCCUGAUACUUGCCCAUUGUUCCUGCUUCUAACGCAUCAACUUUGAGGAGAAAAUGUUCACUUACUCCCUAAUAUAGCUCAUCUGCAAACAGGUGCCACAAUGAGGAGAUAAACAGUGUUAUCGACUUCACGUGUCAGCGGUCAGAAUGUUAGGCCUGAUCAGUGUUUAGGGAAUGAUAUAUGGGGCCUCUAAAUAUGUUACAUUGGACCUCUGACCUCUUCUUCAGGGUCAAACGUUUAAAAAUGUUUUGUUUUAACCGUUAAAACUAUGCUACAAAUGAAACUGCCUCUGUUUCUAUUGGCACCAUUUCAGAAAUGAUUCUGGCACAUGGGGAUCAUAAAUAUCACAUUAUAGGCUCCAACCAAACAUCAUGUCACAUUUGACCUCUGACCUCACUUUAACAUUUCACAAUCCCACAUCUGCCUUUCGUUCAAGCUGACCCCAAAAGGUGUUAGAUCUUUAAAGAAAGCAUCAGAAAGAGAAAAAGGA
Molecule: messenger RNA, 3433 nt
Organism: Oreochromis niloticus (Nile tilapia)
Lineage: Eukaryota; Metazoa; Chordata; Actinopteri; Cichliformes; Cichlidae
Gene: dnajc21
Product: DnaJ heat shock protein family (Hsp40) member C21
Exons: 12
Coding region: 301-1884 (527 amino acids)
Cellular component (GO): cytoplasm
Molecular function (GO): nucleic acid binding; zinc ion binding
Source: RefSeq, a predicted model, not a curated record